AUGCAGGCUCCGUUUCGCAAGGCCGACCGGUUCCAGUCCUCGCGUGGCCGCCAGGGGGCGCGAGUUUGGCCGGCGGCUUUCCAGAGGACCUGUCUCCCAGAAGAGAAGAGGAAGCCUGGGAGGACAGAGAGAGCCACGUCAGUGCUCCUGGCUGAUCCCUGCUUCCAGCUCCGCUCCAUAUCCUACCUGCUGGGGCAGCUGGAGCCCCCUGCCCCUGGCACUGCCCUGCCUGCCCCUGACCGGAAGCACUUCUCCCUGCAGAGCUAUACAGAUUACAUCAGCGUGGAGGAGCUGGCCCAGGUGGAACAGAUGCUGGCACACCUAACCUCUGCAUCUGCGCAGGCGGCAGCUGCCUCCCUGCCCACCAGUGAGGAAGACCUCUGCCCCAUCUGCUACGCUCACCCCAUCUCUGCUGUGUUCCAGCCCUGUGGCCACAAGUCCUGCAAAGCCUGCAUCGACCAGCACCUGAUGAACAACAAGGACUGCUUCUUCUGCAAAGCCACCAUCGUGUCAGUGGAGGACUGGGACAAGGCAGCCAAUGCAAGUGCCACUUCCUCGGCUGCUUAG
Messenger RNA from Rangifer tarandus platyrhynchus (Svalbard reindeer), 567 nucleotides. NCBI's taxonomy places the organism in Eukaryota, Metazoa, Chordata, Mammalia, Artiodactyla, Cervidae. The record is from the annotation of a GenBank genome assembly.